Nothobranchius furzeri (turquoise killifish) is the source of this 1747-nucleotide messenger RNA. RefSeq names its product patatin-like phospholipase domain containing 1 (gene pnpla1). Gene Ontology annotation, cellular component: membrane; lipid droplet; cytoplasm. Gene Ontology annotation, biological process: triglyceride catabolic process; lipid homeostasis. Lineage: Eukaryota; Metazoa; Chordata; Actinopteri; Cyprinodontiformes; Nothobranchiidae. The record is from RefSeq and is a predicted model, not a curated record. Gene Ontology annotation, molecular function: triacylglycerol lipase activity.
CAACUACACACCGGUAAUAGCCUCACAACUUCCUAUUAAGGGUUGCACCAAAUUUGUCCAUCAGAGGGUGCUGUGAUAGCAGCACAAAAAACAAAUGCUAACUGCACAUUCAUUCAUUAAAUGACCAAAUCUCGCUCAUUACCCCAAACUGUCAGACACCAGAGUGUCUCAUGUAGACAUCAUUAACUAGCGUUUUAUUGUUGAGACUUUUUUUGUGUAAUUAUGAAGUAAACUUCACAACAGAGCCUGCUUUAUAAUAACACAAAAAGCCUUUGAGACAGCCAUGUCACAUGGGCAUGACUAAUGAGAUGUGUCUAAUUGCGAUGUAUUUAAAUACACUGGAACUCUUUCAGUGCGUAGCUUCCUGACUUAAUGGAGUAGAAGAGCCUUCAAACUUUAAAAAAAUCUAUAGAUUACAGAAACUAAUUACAAUAUGGCUCCCAGUCUUUCAAGUCCUCACUACAGUGACAUUCCCUUUGAUAUAUCCUUCUCUGGAUCGGGAUUUUUGAGCAUCUACCAGUUGGGAGUCACCUUAGCCUUCCUGAAGUACACACCCUGGAUCCUUCAGUCAGCACCCCACAUCCUCGGUGCUUCUGCUGGCUCUCUGGUAGCAGCUACUGUGGCCUGUGAAUUAAACCCCAUUCUCAUACGGGAUGAGAUACUUCUUUUCGCCAAACAGUUAAAGUCUUUUACAUUGGGAGUAUUUAACCCUUCAGUCAGCAUAUCCAACUGGCUAAGGAGUGUUCUCCGCAAACAUCUUCCAUCCAACGCUCAUGAUUUGGCAAACGGUCGCCUUUGUGUUGCUGUGACCCGCAUGUCAGAUGGGAAGCAACUAAUCAUCUCUGAGUUCCAGUCCAGAGAGGAUGUAGAACAAGCUCUGCUGUGCAGCUGCUAUCUGUCUGGAUAUUGUGGCUUUCUGUCUCCAUUCUUUAAUGGAGAACGCUGCAUGGAUGGUGGUGUGAGCGGCUUUCUGCCCAGAAUGCCUGAGUCAUCUAAUAGCACGCUGUCUGUGUGUCCAUUUUCUGGAGACGCUGACAUCUGUCCCCCAGGCCCGCCUUGUACAAUAGAGAUGGAAAUCAAUGGAGUUAUGAUCAAGGGCAACAGGGACAACUGCAGGAGAAUGAUCAGCGCCCUUUACCCCUUUAGACUGGAGCCUCUAGAACAAGCUUUUGACUCUGGUUACAAAGACUGCAUUCAGUUCCUUUGGAGUAAAGAUCUUGUUUCUUGUGUGAUGAGCGUGUCUGAAGGAUCCCCAAGCUAUGACCCAACUAAUGCCCUGAAGUAUUUGGAGACCACCAGAGUGGAAGAAGAAGAAAUGAGGAGGGAAAAUCAGGCCAGCGCACUGACAUCCUUCACAGACUGCAGAUCCAAGCAGAUGGUCGACUCCACCGAUCCAGAAAACACCAAAGAUCCUCCUCUUCAUUUUGAAGUUGUAAAAAACGUUCUUUUGGGUCAUGUGACAUCUUAUUUAAGCAUGUUUGGACUUCCUGUUAUCAUGCUGUCCAACCUGCUUCUGCCACUCGUCGUGUCCUUUUAUGCUCUCCUCCAGAGCAGGCAAAGGCGCAAGUUGUUACUUAGGGAGGCUCCUGAGUUUGUGUACGGGCUUUUGCUGGUCACAAAAUAUUUUGGACUAUUUUUCCUCAACAUACUCAUCUGCACCACCAAGCGGCACAUAACAGACAGGGUGGCAUACAUGCUGCUGCUGCUGCACUGGCUCAGGAUUUAUCCACAUUAUAAAGCUCACUGA